Messenger RNA from Malus domestica (apple), 2549 nucleotides. Lineage: Eukaryota; Viridiplantae; Streptophyta; Magnoliopsida; Rosales; Rosaceae. The record is from RefSeq and is a predicted model, not a curated record.
UUUUAGCCGUCUAAGAUGAGAUUUAAAUUAAGUUUCCGAAAAUUUAUUUAAUUUAAUGGAUUGGGUUCUAAGUUGUGAUGAAAUUGUAGUUACUAGCAUUUUGUGCUUGUAGUGAAGAAAAUAUUACUAGAGCUAAGCAGGUAACUAUUUCGUCAUGCUCUCGUUUAAGUAAAUUAUAGUUCAUCGGAAGGUUUUAUUCUUUGUUUGAACAGUAGUUAGUUCAUGGGGAAGUUUUUAGUAUGCUUUUAAUUUAAGUCGCUGCAAGCAAUGUUUGAAGCAUAAUGUAUGCACUUGUCAAAUGGCUACAGGCCGAGGGUCUUUGAGGUUCCGUUUUUUCUUUCUUUACUGGAAAACUUGGAGAAUGUUUAUGGAGAUAAUAUGUGAAUUAAUUGAUGCAUUGGGUAUUCUUUUUUGUUAACAAUUAAGUAGCAGCGUUGGUUCUACAUUCAUGUAGUUUGGAUAUGCUUUGGUUUGGACAGGAGGGUUUCUAUUCAGAAUUACGAGAAGGCAAUGAUGCAGAAAAAGAUAUGGACGAGUCGUGCCCUUUGGUUUUAGUUGAUUACGAGGAUACCCAAAUUUCAGCUCACGCGUUCCAAACACAACCGUCAAGUCCCAAUGAAGUGGCAUUUACUUAUCACUACGGUUCAAGUUUUGUGUUAGGUGAAAGCUCUCAUAGAGGGCUAGGGUUCUCUGAGGAACUUGAGGAAACCCCAAGUGGCGUUGAAGAUUCCUCAAAGCAAAUGGAAGAGCCACAAUAUUCAUGUUUUGACUUGGAGUCUUCUGAUAAAGAUGUGGAUGCCAAUGACGGGAUGGACUGUGAAGUUGGCGAAGAGAUGGCUGAAGAGAUGCCAACAGAGAUGUUGUCGCCCAAGAAGAACUCAGGCUUUUUGUCAAUUGGUGGCAUGAGAUUGUACACCCAAGAUAUUUCUGAUGAAGAAAGUGAAGAAGAAGAAAAUGGAGAGUCACUGUAUGAGGGAAGCUCAGGCUCUUCUGAGUCUGGAGAACGACUUGGAUCCUCUGAAAGUGAAGACUCUGAAGAAAUGUCUGAUAGUGAUUCAGAUAUAGACGAUGAUGUUGCAGAAGAUUAUUUAGUGGGAAUUGGUGGGAGUUACAACAUUUUAAGUUCCAAAUUUUUGGUAGAACAGGAUUUGGAUGAGCCGGAUAAGAAUAGCUCUCUGAGGAGUGGCUUUGAUGAAACUUUGCAGAAGUUGGGCGGAAUUGCUCUUCAGGAUGCAUCUAGGGAAUAUGGUAGGAAGAAGGGCCAGUCACAGAAGAAACAUAAUGUGAAUGAAAGACAUGCUCGGUCUUUGGCUAUAGAUGACCUAAUGCUUUUAAAGGAUCCAAGAAAGCAUACAAAAAAGAAGCCCGUUGCUAAGUAUCCUCAGUCUUGGCCUGCAAAAGCUCAAAGGAGUAAAUUCUCAAGAACUUUUCCUGGAGAAAAAAAGAAACAUCGUAAAGAAAGGAUGGUUGAGAAGCGCAGGGAGAGAAUGCUGCGCCGAGGUGUUGAUCUUGAGCGCAUAAAUUUGAAAAUGGAGCAAAUUGUUUCGGAUGGAGUAGAUAUGUUUUCUUUUCAGCCUAUGCAUUCCAGGGAUUGUUCCCAGGUGCAGCGAUUAGCCGCAAUUUAUCACCUAAGGAGUUCCUGCCAAGGAUCUGGCAAGAAGAGGUUUGUGACAGUGAUGCAGACACAACACACAGGCAUGCCAUCGUCAAUUGAUAGACUUCGUCUUGAAAAGUUGAUUGGAGCUGACAUGGAGGAUGCUGAUUUCUCUGUUGUUGAGCCUGGUAGAGACAAAAACAGGUCAAGGAAAAUUGGAAAAGGGAUUGAUUUUAAGACACCGGAAUCUAAACAAUCCAGCCAAAGAAAGACACCGAAGACCUCAGCCAAACGUGGCAGUGGAAAAAUGGAUUCAUAUGCUAAUGCACCAGUAUCAUUUGUGUCAAGUGGUGUAAUGCAAUCAGCAACUGAGAGUGUAACUGUUGACUCAAUAGACGCAAGUUGCAAAAGCAAGGCUGUUGCUGAGUCAACUGAAUAUCGUUCGUUUGAGGUACACACUAAGGGUUUUGGAUCGAAAAUGCUGGCUAAAAUGGGAUAUAUCGAAGGUGGUGGAUUAGGAAAAGAUGGACAAGGCAUGGCUGCGCCCAUUGAAGUGAUCCAACGGCCUAAAUCACUUGGGUUGGGUGUGGAGUUCCCCAGCCCCGUUGAGAUCCCAGUCAGUAGAACACCCCCAGUCAAGAAUAACGCAGUAAAGAGUAACCCGAUAAGAAGCAGAUCUCAAACUCAGAGUCAAAGAGUCGGAGCUUUUGAAAGGCAUACCAAAGGAUUUGGCUCGAAGAUGAUGGCGAAGAUGGGAUUUGUUGAAGGCACUGGAUUGGGGAAAGAUUCACAAGGCAUUGUCAACCCUCUAGCUGCAGUCAGGCUACCAAAGUCGAGGGGAUUAGGUGCCUCAGGUUAAGUUAAUUUUAAUUUAUAUUUGCUUACUUGUAGAACUUUUGUCAUUGAAAAUAAAACGUGGUAGGGUUACCAUCAAAAGCCACAAAGUUUUAAAUGU